AUGUCUAUAAUGCUCAAUUUAUUCCGUACAAGAGCAAUAGCUCGGAGUACUGCAUUGUUACCACUUAUUUCUAGUGUUAAUUCUGUUACUUUACAUACAACUGUGAUUUCCUACGCGGUUAAGAAGACUACUUCAGCAGCGGGAGGUGUCCUCGGUCUGGGUAAGGGUAAGAAAAAGCUAGGCAAGCUAGGAGCUAUGGAGAAAAAGGAACUUCCUGUGGAGACUGACCCUGUAAAGCUGGUGAGCCAAGUAUGCGGCUCCAACAUUUAUAUCACAGGGGAAGAUGUUAAGCUAAAGGAUGACAGCGAAUAUCCAGAUUGGUUGUGGACCUUGAACACAGGACGACCACCCCGGAUCGAAGAGUUGGACCCCAACACCAAACAGUAUUGGCUGCGAGUCAGGGCGGCUGGUAUGCGGCGAAACAAUAAGCUUAAGUCCAUGCGGAAGUUUUGA
Molecule: messenger RNA, 453 nt
Organism: Parnassius mnemosyne (clouded apollo)
Lineage: Eukaryota; Metazoa; Arthropoda; Insecta; Lepidoptera; Papilionidae
Source: the annotation of a GenBank genome assembly